Molecule: messenger RNA, 1370 nt
Organism: Cygnus olor (mute swan)
Lineage: Eukaryota; Metazoa; Chordata; Aves; Anseriformes; Anatidae
Gene: M6PR
Product: mannose-6-phosphate receptor, cation dependent
Exons: 7
Coding region: 259-1095 (278 amino acids)
Biological process (GO): protein targeting to lysosome
Cellular component (GO): Golgi apparatus; endosome; trans-Golgi network
Molecular function (GO): protein domain specific binding
Source: RefSeq, a predicted model, not a curated record
CGCUCCCCAUUCGCUGAGAAAUCGUCCGCGGGUUCCCAUUGGCGGCAGAGCGCCGGGCGCUCGGAGCGCUUCCUGCUUCCGGCCGGCGGGGCGGCAGAGGGGAGCCGGGGCGGCGGAGGGGGAAGGCGCGCUGCGGGCGGGGCCGGGGCCGGGACCGCGGCCGGGGCCUGCUCCGCGCCCGUCCCGUCCCGUCCCGUCCCGUCCCGUGCCGUCGCCCCGCGCCUGCUGGGGGCUCGCCGGGCUCGGGGCGGCGGCAGGAUGUCAUCGCCUUGCCAUACCUCUGCUGUGCUGGUGGUCUUCAUGGCACUUGUUGUUGGUGUGGGGGCUGAACCAUUGAAAGAGCAGAGCUGCGAUGUGGUCGGUGAUGAGAGCAGUGAGUCACAAAUGGAAAAAGCCCUGCUGAAGAAACUGGAACCCCUGAGCCAAAUAAGGUUUAACGCAACUGUGGAGAUAGGCGCAGCAGAAAACUACACCUACCAGUUCAGGGUGUGCAGGGAGGUCGACAGCAGCUCGCAUGAUUUUGCUGGCCUAGUACAAAGGGAUAGAAGGACUGGAAAGACUACAGUAAUAGGAAGAAUCAAUGAAACCCAGGUCUUCAAUGGAAGUGACUGGAUCAUGCUGAUUUAUAAGGGGGGUGAUUCAUACGGUAGGCACUGCAGCGGUGAGAAGAGAAGAGCUGUGAUUAUGAUUUCUUGCAAGCGGGGAGUUACAGCGAGUUCGUUCAGCAUUGUUUCGGAAGAGCGUGAAAAGGAGCAGGACUGUUUCUACCUCUUUGAGAUGGACAGCAGCGUGGCUUGUCCAGCUGAGGAUUCCCACCUCAGCGUUGGCUCCAUUCUACUAAUCACAUUUGCUUCGGUAAUUGCAGUCUACAUUGUUGGUGGGUUCCUCUUCCAGCGCCUUGUAGUGGGAGCGAAGGGCAUGGAGCAGUUUCCUCACUUUGCCUUCUGGCAAGAUCUGGGCAAUUUGGUGGCGGACGGCUGUGACUUUGUCUGUCGAUCGAAGCCCCGAAAUGCGCCAGCUGCGUACCGGGGUGUGGGCGAUGACCAGCUGGGUGAGGAGUCAGAAGAACGGGACGACCACUUGCUACCAAUGUGAUGGGCUUUUGACACCGAACUCUUUUCUCUCCAGUGCUUGUUUAAUCGGAUGCUUCCCAGCCAGUUCUUCUCUCACUUCUGAUUUUCUUUGUAUGAUUUGCUUUUGCUGUCUCUGGUGUGUCAAAUCUCUUGGAUGCCUCUGGGUGUGAACAGCACUGGUCCCUGAUCAUGUGUCUUAUGAAUGUAAUACUGUUUUUCUUCAAAAAAGCAGCAGAGCUGGUGGGGGGCAAGUGCUGAGCGCUGAGAAGACUCAGGAAUAAAAGAUUAGUUAGAGGG